This is a messenger RNA of Trypanosoma theileri, 825 nucleotides long. RefSeq lists its product as uncharacterized. Lineage: Eukaryota; Euglenozoa; Kinetoplastea; Trypanosomatida; Trypanosomatidae. The coding region runs from base 1 to 825 and encodes 274 amino acids. The transcript has a single exon. The record is from RefSeq and is a predicted model, not a curated record.
AUGACAUGGGAUCGCGCGAUCCCCCCUGAUACCCGUGGCGAUGUGCUAGUACAAUGGUGCCUAGAUAAUGAUAACGUUAUUUACAACGCUGGAGAGUGCACUCGCCACACCAAACGCCAUGGCUCGUCCGCGCCAGAUGUGACAAUAUCCCGAGAAUACUGUCUAGAGUCCUGGACGGCAUCCUUCUCCCCGGACAGCGACCAUUACAUCAUCAUCCUCUUCGACGUAGUGGUAGGAGAUGAUGACGAACCACUGCGGUUCCCUCGCCCUCGUGCACCCAUUUAUGCAUGGAAGAAGGCGAAAUGGUCUCGGUUUAGAGAAAUGUCAAACGCACAGUGCAGUAAACGCCUUAAAAAGAAAAUGAGCGUUCACAAGAGAGAACGACUACUGACCUCCGCCAUCCGUAUCGCAACAGCUGCGGCGGUUCCACGCGGUGGUAGAGAUACUGCACCUUAUUGGACUCCAGAAUUAGAUGAAAUCGAAGAGAAGAUUCACAAUUGUAAACCUUCUGUCUCCAGAGACAGACUGUUAGCUCGCAGAAGAGAAAUGCUACGACAAGCAUCCCAUAAGAAAUGGAAAACACUCUGUAAUAACAUGGACGUGGCAGACGGCUGCUGUUGGAACAUUUUGAAGAGGAUUUACACCCCACACCCCCUCAGUACCCCGGCGAUUAAACUUAACAACACGGUACUCACGGAAAAACAGAAAGCCAAGCACUUUAUCCGUUUAUAUUCACGGAGAGCUAAACGGCACCCAUAUUCCCACCCUCCACCACCCAUUCCAGUUACCGAUACAGAAUUCAUCCCCAUUACAGCAGCAGAAUAG